AUGUUUAAAUCUCCUCCAACACCCAAAGGCCCCGAGGUUGUCAUAGACCUGCGGCUCAUCAUUGCAGCAAAUUAUAAACUAAGCAGCAGCAGCAGCAGCAGCAGCAGCAGCAGCAGCGAGUGCAGUGAGAACGACAGCAGCAACACCAACGAUAUCAGCAACAAUAUACACAAUGGAAGCAACACUUGCAGCAGCAGCAGCAGCAGCAGCACAGCUGAUGCAGCAGUCAGCGCUAUCACCACCAAGGACGGAAGCAGCAGCAGCAGCAACAGCAGCAGCAGCAGCAACAGCAGCAGCAGCAGCAUGUUGUGUUUAUCAGAUUUUCUUUUAGAUUGCAAUCUGCAGU
Molecule: messenger RNA, 346 nt
Organism: Eimeria acervulina
Lineage: Eukaryota; Apicomplexa; Conoidasida; Eucoccidiorida; Eimeriidae
Exons: 1
Source: RefSeq, a predicted model, not a curated record